Colletotrichum scovillei is the source of this 1317-nucleotide messenger RNA. RefSeq lists its product as uncharacterized. The coding region runs from base 1 to 1317 and encodes 438 amino acids. The transcript has a single exon. NCBI's taxonomy places the organism in Eukaryota, Fungi, Ascomycota, Sordariomycetes, Glomerellales, Glomerellaceae. The record is from RefSeq and is a predicted model, not a curated record.
AUGAAGUCAACUUCACUAUUCAGUGCUGUUCUCCUGGGGUCAACAGUAGCUUCAAGCACCAUUCUUUCCCGCGACUCUGGGCCAUCGUUCUCGCCAAAGGAGCUAGAAGAUCCCAUCAUCCUCUUGAGCGAGGAUGAAAGCUUCCAUUUUGAGCUGCUCUUCACCCUCGGAAACACCAUUUUCGGGGCUGGCGACGUCAACGACGUCUUGGCCGCAGCGAAAGACAUCAAGGCCGGGAACUUCACCAGCUGGCUUGAGACCUUCCAUGCGUUGGCUGAAUACACCAAAAAGCAAGCCGAGGAUGCGGACAAUGCGUACGAUCCAUUGAACGUCCGGGAAGCCUGGUUUGCUGCGUCGAGCUACUACCGUCAGGCCGACUUUUACAACCAUGCGAACUGGACGGACCCACGUAUCAAUAGCUUCUGGCUCGAGCAACGCGCUGCGUUCGAUAAGGCGCUUGCUACACUGCCCGUUCCUGGCGUACGUAUCCAGAUUCCGACUGACAACUUCACCAUUGAAGCAAUCUGGUACACAUCCGCAGCCAACGGGGUCAAACGGCCGACCUUGGUUAUCGGCAACGGAUAUGAUGCUAGCCAGGAGGAUUCCUACCACUCAUUCGUCGUACCAGCCUUGGCCCGUGGCUGGAAUGUUAUGACCUACGAAGGGCCAGGGCAGCCCACUGUUCGCCGCAAUGAUGACAUUGGUUUCAUCCCUGAUUGGGAGAAGGUUCUCACGCCAGUGAUAGAUGAGUUGAUGAAUCACAAAGGCUGCUUCGUCGAUGAAGACCGGCUGGUUCUUGUUGGCAUUUCAAUGGGUGGAUAUCUAGCCGCUCGUGCCGCUGCGUUUGAGCCUCGGAUCAAGGCUCUUAUUCUCAAUGGCGGCGUGUGGGAUGUCUACGAGGGAUACACCAGUCAGCUGACCCCGGACAUAAAGGAACUUCUCACUGCGGGCAAGCAAGAGGAAUUUGACGAGGCUGCCUUGCCGCUCUUGGAUAGCCCACAAGUGCCUACAACGAUGCGCUGGGGUCUAGGACACGGAUUGUGGUGCUUCAAACAGCAUUCCCCGUACAUGUGGCUCGAAUCGCUCAAGCAGUACACUCUUCAUGACGUGGUUGAGAAGAUCAAUGUACCCGUCCUUGUCGUCGAUUCCGAGUUCGAGGGGUUCUUCGCUGGCCAGCCGGAGGUUGUUAAGGACGCACUCGGCGAUAAGGCAACUUAUAAGUUCUUUAACAGAACAGCUGGAUAUCACGUCCAAGUCGGAGCUGGACAGGAGUGGAAUAGAUACCAGUUUGCAUGGCUAAAUAAGACACUAGGGUAA